AAAAAUUUGGUAAUUCCCCGGUCAUGGUUGACGGCCAUCGAGUGAAAUCACUCAGAAGUGAAGAUGUAUCUGUGUAUUUAAAGACUUUCACGGACGCGUACCGGAGUCUAAUUGCUGGCCAGUAAAUUAUGUAAAUUUCCACACAUGAAGCGUUUAUACCUAUAAACACAGAAACGAAACUAGUUUCAAACAGUUUGUGUUGCGCUUUGGCGGGAGCACAGUAUUUGAAAAUAAUUUGUAGAUUUAGUGGCACUCUAUAAAUAAAACGAGAACGAGUUUGAUCGAACUUUCAUUUACGAUAUGAUGACUAAACCUUGCGGCUAAUGUGUUACUUGCUAUAAUUUAUUGCGGCUACAGUCAUUAUCAAGUGUAGUGUAGUUUGUUAUUCGAAAAUUGUAACUAGCAAUGUAUCAGUUUGUGUUUACAACUGGCUUAAAUGGGGACUCGGAAUUUCAUAAGGAUUUGAGCGCAACGAACAAUCUUUGCAAACUAGUGCAAGUAACUGUAAAUGCGUCUUCAGCGGCUAAUUGUGGAAGACGAUGGUGAAAAAUUGCUACGUCUUUUUUAUUUUAGUGGUGCUUGCGGUAACGGUGUAUAUUGCAGAGACGCGACCUCAAUUUAAAGAGUCGCUUGAAGCCAUCUCCAAAGUGACUGAAGGGAUUAAUGAUAGCGCUAUCACUUUUAUUAAACAUCUAACCGGCGAGGCGUUAAAAGAUGACAAGAAUAAAACUAAAACCAGGAUUUUGUUCCGAGGGGAUUUGCUGGGCGGGGAGUUCGGCGACCAGGACAUAAUAUUUCCCGACACGUACCAAGUGAUUUUCAAUGAUGUUCCGAAAAUCGACGGUCCUCCUAAGUGUGCCGAAGGCAACACUUUUUGUGAGGACUUUGAUUCUUAUCCUUACAACCACGUGAAAAACGUGCUUAAGCGCAAGCGGGUGCAUACUGAUUUAUUCGGCAAGGACGAACCCCUCGAUGAGCGCUACAGCAUCACCAACAGAAACGGCGACUUCGAGGCGUUCAUCUGCACGAGCAUAUCCAAAACGAUUUUCCCCCGAGUUGGCAUCAACAAAAACAACAAGUGGAAGGUCAUAAUCAAUCAAGAGGAAGACGGAUACAUUCAAGGGAUUAGGACGGAAAUUUGCCGAAAGUAAAGGGUUGAAAGUUGAUUUCUGUGUCGGUGACAGAGUGUUGCGGGGAAGGGGCGGCUUGUGACCUCAUCGGCGACAGGGCGAACGGCUACAUAACCAGCUGCAAGCAAAAAUACAUGUUGCGGAGGAUGAUGUCUUUAUCUGAAAAUGGGGAUCCCGUCCCGGACACAUUCCAGUUACCGUCAGCCUGCUGCUGCUCUUACA
This is a messenger RNA of Tribolium castaneum (red flour beetle), 1352 nucleotides long. RefSeq lists its product as uncharacterized. Gene Ontology annotation, molecular function: Toll binding; growth factor activity. Bases 540 to 1151 code for a protein of 203 amino acids. NCBI's taxonomy places the organism in Eukaryota, Metazoa, Arthropoda, Insecta, Coleoptera, Tenebrionidae. The transcript is spliced from 3 exons. Gene Ontology annotation, cellular component: extracellular region. Gene Ontology annotation, biological process: central nervous system formation; innate immune response. The record is from RefSeq and is a predicted model, not a curated record.